AUGCGUUCUGCGGCCGGUCGCCUACUCAAGGACACCUAUCCUUGGGACGACCUUCUGCGCAAGAGCACUCACCGCGAAUAUUACGACAAGCAUGAAGGCAGCUUUGCUGGUGCACCGCCGCGCGUCAUAGAAGGACACCUGGAGCAUUGCGUCGAGACACUCCGGCAAACGCUCAUGUGCCAUGGGGACAUCUCGUUGUUGACCUACAAUUGGGUCGAGGGUCGCGAUAUGCCUUAUCCAAAUUUCAACACCAUCCAUACGUGUAAGAAGUGGGACACGCUAACACGAUGGAAUAUGGGUCGUGACGUGACUGUUGAAUGGAGGGAGGGCGAGGUGGUGAAGGAGUACCGGCCGCCGACGAAGCCGAAGGGCGUGACCGGGAUGAAGGUUCCACCUUGA
Molecule: messenger RNA, 399 nt
Organism: Endocarpon pusillum Z07020
Lineage: Eukaryota; Fungi; Ascomycota; Eurotiomycetes; Verrucariales; Verrucariaceae
Exons: 3
Coding region: 1-399 (132 amino acids)
Biological process (GO): mycotoxin biosynthetic process
Source: RefSeq, a predicted model, not a curated record